UUUACUCCCACGCCAUUUGUUAGCUCGGCUGUACCAUUUGUACGCUUUUACUCUAUGCAUCAGUUUAAGUUCACCUACAAAUCUAAGAAAAGAGUAUCUCUGUCGUAGCUACCACGUGUUACAAGCAACACACAAAACAUUUUCAUAUAUAGAACUCAUCGGUUAUCACUUCGACUGAUACUUUACAAUGGAUAACCGGUGGAGUCUCCAAGGUAUGACUGCUCUUGUAACCGGUGGAACCAAGGGAAUUGGAUAUGCGAUAGUGGAAGAACUUGCUGGUUUUGGUGCAAGAGUUCACACUUGUGCUAGAGAACAAACUCUGCUUGACGAAUGCUUAAAUGAAUGGAAAGUGAAAGGGUAUCAAGUCACUGGCUCAAUGUGUGAUGUUUCCUCUCGACCACAGAGAGAUGAGUUGAUGAAGACAGUCUCUUCUCUAUUCAGUAGCAAACUCAACAUCCUUAUCAACAAUGUUGGUACCCUUGUGUCAAAGCCGGCUACAGAAUUUACAGCACAAGAUUUCUCAAGUCAAAUAGCUACCAAUUUGGAGUCUGCUUUUCACUUCUCUCAACUGGCCCAUCCUUUACUUAAGGCCUCUGGAUGUGGUAGCAUCGUGUUCUUGUCUUCAGUAUGUGGGGUUGUCUCAUCUGGUUUAGUAUCCAUAUAUAGCUUAACAAAAGGAGGCAUGAAUCAACUUGCAAGAAACUUAGCAUGUGAAUGGGCAAGUGAUGGCAUAAGAGCUAACUCUGUUGCUCCUUGGAUGACAAAAACUUCUCUUGUCCAAAGACGUCUUGAUGACGAGAAAUAUGCUGAAGCUAUCUUCUCAAGAACUCCAUUAGGCCGUGUAUGUGAGCCACGAGAGGUUGCCUCGUUGGUUGCGUUUCUUUGUCUCCCUGCAGCUUCUUAUAUGACAGGACAAACCAUUUGUAUUGAUGGAGGUUUCACUGUUAAUGGCUUCUCCUACAAGCCAGAGGUUUAAACUCUAUAAACACUUCCUAAACAACAAUGAUGUAAUAGUGUAUGAAAAGUUAUGUUAUUGAUUUUGCUGGUGAAACUUCUAUUACUUGUUCCA
Messenger RNA from Raphanus sativus (radish), 1069 nucleotides. RefSeq names its product tropinone reductase homolog At1g07450-like. NCBI's taxonomy places the organism in Eukaryota, Viridiplantae, Streptophyta, Magnoliopsida, Brassicales, Brassicaceae. The record is from RefSeq and is a predicted model, not a curated record. Bases 188 to 976 code for a protein of 262 amino acids. Gene Ontology annotation, molecular function: oxidoreductase activity. The transcript has 6 exons.